AUCGAUCGUUUCAAGAAAGUUUUCUUCUGUGACGCAUUCUAUAAAUGAAACAAAGCAGUAAUGCCUGGUCACAAUGCUUGAUCUUCUUAUAGCAAGAGAAACGAAAGCCUGAUAACUCUAGUUUUAAGGAACUACCCAGGAUCUCACCGUGUUUAUAACACGAUAGAGACCGCAAAUCUAGUGAAAUAAGAUGAAUGGGUACAAAUUAAGAAUAAGAAAUGACCCAAUGUCGUGAAAGCAAACUCAGUUUCCCAAACACUAGUUGAAUAAUCAAAGGUUGAUCGCCUAGACAGGUCAGUUGUUUUUCAGAUGGCUGAGGAUUAUGAAAGCAUAUAUCCUAGGACACACUCUCAGCAUGACAGUGAGUCGACAAAAGACCUACCUGACCAGCAUUUCAACACUUACUAUAAAAUGGUAGGAAAUAUAAUCCCUAUAGAGAAUAAGGUGAAUGAAUAACUGAGUUUUAAUGUUCAAACGUAUACUUGGACGUUCGAGGUCAAUCCCAGAUCAAUCAGCAUGAGUUGUUGCAAACUUCCUAGUCUUCUAUAACGAUUGGCCUUGUUAUACAUCGAUGGUGAGUGAUAAAAAUUGAAGGCGAUGGUUUAGAGAUUCAAAAUGACCUAGAACUUGGCAGUUGAUAAUAAACGCUUCCAAGCGCAUUAAGAUGCAUAUCGGUCUCCAAGGUACACGAUGAAUAACAUUGAGCUAAUUGUUUUCUAAACACACAAUGAUCUCGGAGUCAUCGUCAGCAAAGACUCAAAACUCCUGCACAUGAGAAAGCCACCAAAAGUUUUAGAACCCUAUGGACAGCACGUAAAGUAUGUACCUAUGCCGGUGUGAAUUAUUUUCGACUUCGUAUGGAAUGUUCUAUCGCACAGAAUUAUAGCAUCGCACAAGAGUGCCUAGCCGGUGCUUAAAAGGAGACAGUAGGCUGCUUGAGAAGAUUCGACGAACCGCAGCUGAGCUGACUACUGGAAUCACAGACCUCUCGUUCGACCAUAGACUAGCUAAAACAAAUCUUUUGAAGUUUUCAAAUAGAAGAAUCAAAUGUUAUUGAUUGACUGAGUGACAAGUAUGAAUCUAAUCUAGCCUUAUUUUUCUUGUCUUUCGAGAAAUAGAAUUUGAGAAUUCUCCAAAGAAAAUCACCAUUCAAGAACAAAUAUUGUGUCAGCUGACUAUCGACUGCCUCAUCUAGUCGUGAACGAAUGGAGUGUUGAAGCACCGUGUGUUGAUGCUCCUAAAAAGUAAGUCGUAUCAACAGAAAGAACAACACUGGCAGGAGUAAAAAGAGCCCACUUAGUCUCAUAUCAUUUUGAACUGAAACUGUAAUACGUAAAUCAGAGAGCAGAACAGAGGAAUAAAAACAACGGACGCAAAAUCCAAUAAAAACUAAUUAACUGUCUUUGAGAGAACUCUACGAUUGUUGUUGAUCAAAGUGAGGUUGACACAGUCUAUAUACAUUGUUUCGCAAUCUCUAUAUUAUUGGAUGGUGAAUAAGAAGGGCAAUAGAAAACGUUGUGUUUAAGUAUGCUAAUAAUAUAAAUACCACGAAAACAACGAGAACACCACCUCAAAGUGCAGAAGAUGGAAUUGUGUCAGAAAUUCGAUAAUGUCUUCCCGCCGAAAAUUCGCCGUUGGCUCGGAUUGGCGCUAGCAAUUUUCGAUGUUUUUCUUUUUGGUGGCUAUCACUACGGCUUCAAUUCCCUCAUCACAGUCUACAAAUCAGUUGGCGUCUACGCUUACAACUGUACGGAAAAUGGCUGCUCUUAUCAUUAUGAUAUGUUCGGAGUUGUUUUCAUGGUUUGGAUGGUGUCACAAAUGUGUCUUAUUGUAUUUGCUGGGAUACUGAUGGAUAAGGUGGGGCUGAGAAUAUUAAAACUGCUGGCAGCUGUAGUAUACUUUACUGGUACCGUAAUGUUUGCAUUUACAACUGGUGAAACAGUGCCACUAUUCUAUGCUGCCGGUAUACUUGUCGCUUUAAGUAGUAUAUGCAGCUUGAUAUGCAAUCAUCAAGUCAGUUCCAUGUUCCCACAGUUUCGUGGUCUUUGUAUAUCGCUUUUGUCUGGAGCGUACGACUCAAGUUCGGUUGUAGCUUAUGUGUUGUCGUUGACCUAUCUUGUAUUCCCAUUCAAAUGGUCGUUUAUUAUUUUGGCUUGCGGCUCAAUAGUUGUUGGCAGUUUUGUGGCACUCUUUAUCCUUACUCAGAAAUCUGAAGAUAUGGGGAAAUUCUCCUCCAUCAACACAGAAGAAGAAAAGUUAUGUGAGAAAACGUCAAUUGAAAGUUCGGGAGAAAUGGAUAUCUAUGGAGAAAUAUCUUCAAUUUUGGAUAAACGUUACCCAUCUUUAUUAAGUUGUGUUUUUUCUUUAUCAUACUUACUGAUUAAUCUUUGGUUUACUUUGGGUUUGUUUCGUUUCUCAUUUUACCUAUCGCACUUAGCAAAACACAUAAAUGAUGCGUAUUCUGACAAGUCAACUGCAGAUCAUUUGUUAAGUAUUUCCUCAGCAUUCUUCAUGUCGAGUUUCUUGCUGUCACCAGUUACUGGUCUUAUGAUUGACUUCUGUCUCAAAAGAGCUCGAACGAGCAUUAAGAACAUGCUCACCAACGAACGUGAUUUAGCGAAUCCCGAUAAAAUGUAUUAUACUCUAACACUUGGCCUAGUCCCGGGACAAGGUCUUUUGGCUCUCUCUGCUGUUGCUCUGAGUGCAAUGAUGUUUAUACCUAGUCCUAUAGCUUCUUAUGCAUCGUUUGUAUUCUUGGUUAUAUUAAGGUCACUCUUAUUCAGUUGCUUCAUUAGCUUUCUUCUGUCUGCAUUCCCAAUACGUUAUUUUGGUACAUUGAAUGGCAUUACUAGUGCGGUAUCAGGUUUAAUAUGUCUCUCGACGAAUGCCUUUCUUCGUACUAGCAGAUCUACAGAUAAUUAUGUAACCAUGGCGAUAUCGAUCGGGAUAUUUGUUGUACCUAUUAUUUUUCUAAUCAAAUCAAGACAAUAAAUCAGUCAGUGUUGUGAUCUUAUGAAAAUCUUGUUUUUAUUUUUAUAUUGAGACCCGAAAUUAGAUAUGAAUGCUUCAAUAUUUAAAUUUUGCAACAACUUAUAUGGUGUAAACUUUCGUUAAUUAAUUAAUUUUUCAAUAAUAAAAAUUUAUGC
Molecule: messenger RNA, 3146 nt
Organism: Schistosoma haematobium
Lineage: Eukaryota; Metazoa; Platyhelminthes; Trematoda; Strigeidida; Schistosomatidae
Exons: 5
Coding region: 1585-2991 (468 amino acids)
Biological process (GO): transmembrane transport
Molecular function (GO): transmembrane transporter activity
Source: RefSeq, a predicted model, not a curated record